AGCCAAGGUGAAAGGUUGAAGACGUCAAACUCGUGCUCCCUUGAAGUGGAACAGCAACAAACCUAACAAAGCAAGUCAAACGCUACUAUUGUGUUUAGAUUUGUCAUUUUUCCGUGUUGGCCCUGUUCAUUGUUAACGAAAAUGUCCGGAAAGGCUAAGGAUAUCUUACAAAUGGACUUGUAUGGUUUACUCGCUAUAGAAAGCUCUGCUACAACGAAAGAGAUCAAGAAAGCUUAUCGACAGAAAGCCUUGACGUGCCAUCCAGACAAGAACCCAGACAACCCAAAAGCAGCGGAGCUCUUCCACCAGCUGUCCCAGGCUCUUGAGGUGUUAACCGAUGCUGCUGCUAGGGCUGCCUAUGAUAAGAUUUGCACUGCCAAGAAACAAGCAGAAGAAAGAAACAGGAAACUCGAUGAUACGAGAAAAAAAAUUAAGCUUGACUUGGAGGCCAGAGAGCGACAGGCAGAAGCUCAGACCCAGGAGGAGGUGCAAAACACUAGAACACUUGAAGAAGAGAUUGCCCGUUUAAGGGAGGAGGGAUCCAGGCAACUCGAGGAGGAGCAGAGACUCAUCAGAGAGCAGAUCCAGAGAGAAAGAGAAGCACAGCAGCAACAAACAGGAGACAGCACUCAGAGACAAUCGGAAGUGGAGAGGUGUUCCAGGAGCAAUGUCACCCCCAAACUGAAGUUGAAAUGGAAGUGUAAAAAAAAUGACGAGAUGAAUGGAGGAUAUUCUAAAGACAUUCUUUUGAGACUUCUCCAAAAGUACGGGGAUGUUUUGAAUGUGAUUGUAUCGAUUAAGAAGAAAGGAAGCGCUGUGGUUGAAUUUGCAACCGUGAGAGCAGCUGAGCGGGCAGUUAAGAAUGAAUGUGGUCUCAGUGGAAACCCCUUGAAGAUUUGGUGGCUUGAAGGACAGCCCGAGGUUAUUCCUCCAGCAUCUCAGCCUGGCAGUUUCAUGUCUUCACAGAGCUCCCUGACAAAUGAGCGAGACUAUGAGAGCGUGGUGAUGAUGAGGAUGAGGCAGGCCGCUGAGCGGCAGAGACUCAUAGAACAAAUGCAGAGAGAAGAUGAGGAGGAUGCUGCCAGAUCAUAGCACGGCCAGACCCAGUGUGGCACCAGCCUUUCACUAUUAUAUGAAUAUCUGGUUGAAGCUUUAGGUUCAUAAACCCCCUUAUGUUUUAUUAUUUUUAUAUGUAACACACUAUGUGGCAAAAUAAAGCUUUUUAAUAAGUUAAAA
Molecule: messenger RNA, 1236 nt
Organism: Monopterus albus (swamp eel)
Lineage: Eukaryota; Metazoa; Chordata; Actinopteri; Synbranchiformes; Synbranchidae
Gene: dnajc17
Product: DnaJ (Hsp40) homolog, subfamily C, member 17
Exons: 11
Coding region: 142-1092 (316 amino acids)
Biological process (GO): spliceosomal complex disassembly
Cellular component (GO): spliceosomal complex
Molecular function (GO): RNA binding
Source: RefSeq, a predicted model, not a curated record